GAAGCGUUUAUCACUAAUUUAAGGAAGAGAUUCUUAAUUUAAGUUUCAGAUAUAUUUUUAGUUGUAUUUGCAAAAACACUUAAAUUUUCCAACACUGGCAGCGCACUGCAACCUGCUAGCACCGGCUGCAGCGCCGGCGGUUCACGUAAUUGAGAGUGAGCGCUUAGAAGAGCGCCGAUCUACACUGCCGCUUUCAGCUCACUAUAUAAGUGCGACUUGAGUCGUUGCCAAUCUCAAACGCAAAGCAGGCUCGAUCAUCUGUCAACACAACAGAUUCCAAAGUCAGAGCUAGCACAACUCAUAAGUUACAAUUGGCACUAACUAAGUUUAGUUCUGAUCGGAACGUGUAGUGAUCGUAACGAAAUUCCGCGUGCCAACAAUGAGAGUUUAAGAACAUAACAAAUUACAAAAGUUGUGUCGCAAGGAAACUUAUACUUGUGAUAUACUAGCAGGCACAUAAGUGAAUAUGACAUAAAUGCCAAUUAAAUUAAGAAAUUGCAGACAAUAACAGUAUUCGUAGUAGCGCGUCUAAACAAAAAAUCCUCUUUAAGUGUGAACUCACGUUUUAUUAACAAGAAUCGAAGAUAUUUGCACAUUUACAUACAUACAGACACUCGUAUGUGCUUGUCUCAUAAAUUUCGAAGAAAUUGAAUAAGUGAAAUACAACAAAGGGAAAUGCAUUUUAACAAGAUUUUUGGACUGCUUUUAGUUGCCACUUUGCUGCAAGCGGCGAGCGGACAAUCUUAUUAUUCCUGUUUGACACCCUAUAACACAUACGGACGCUGCAUGCCGAUCAAAAGAUGUGGCUUCUUUCAGAAACUCUUCGCUCAGUAUGGCCUCUCACUGCCACAAAACUAUGCAGCGGAUAUACUGAGGGCACGUUGUCAAGGUGGACCGGAGAUACAUAUCUGUUGCGAUGACAAUCUCACCCCAACUCCCCCAGCCGCACCUCCAACGAAACCUACGCUAACAAAUGGCGGCGGUGUGAGCUCCACCAACAAUAUUGGGUCGAUGGAUCCAGCAGGCUUAAGUAAAUUGCGUGAACAAAAAUGUGGCAACGCUGGCGGUGAGCGUGUAUCUCAUGGCGAAAAUGUCGAUCUUUAUGAAUUCCCGUGGAUGGCGCUUCUGAUUUAUGACUCCGUUCAGGACCCCUACAAAUGUGGUGGAUCAUUAAUAACAGAUAAUUUUGUUUUAACUGCAGCACACUGCAUGGUAGGCGUGGAAGGUCGAAUAAUUGGUGUUCGUUUGGGAGAGCAUGAUUUAUCCGAGCCUGAAGACUGCAUAAUAGUGAAGUCACGAAGGCUUUGCGCUCCACCGGUUGAAGACGUAGGUGUGGAAAAGAUGAUUCCCCAUCCGAAUUUCAGCAAUGCACGCAAAACCAAUGAUGUCGCUUUGGUCAAACUGAACCGUUCGGUGAGAUUUCAAAGACACAUCAAGCCCAUUUGCUUGCCCAUCAUCCCUGAAGCGGCGGAAAUACCCAUAGAUAGACGCUUCUUCAUAGCAGGUUGGGGUGGCACAGAGAACGGCCAGACGUCGAACAUCAUGCAAAAAGCUUUGGUUCCGUUUAAAACUCGUAUGGAAUGCCAACACAUAUUUCGGCGGACGCCCAUCAAUGAAAAUCAUCUCUGCGCCGGUGGCGAUGGGCGCAUCGACACUUGCAAAGGGGACUCUGGUGGGCCACUCUUCUAUUUAGCACCGUAUAGUGGAUCUCAGAAAUCUUUACGCUAUGUCCAAUACGGUGUUGUCUCCUUCGGUGGCACGGAGUGUGGCGGCGACAGAAAUUCCCCGGGCAUUUAUGCGAAUGUGACAAACUUUAUGCCGUGGAUAACCAGAAAUAUUGCUCAAAAUUUAAAUUAAUUGCGGAAAUAUUUGUACUUGUACGAUAUUGUUGUAUUAUCUUCAAGACGUUAACACUUUUAAGCCAUAUUUUUUAUUCUUAUUUAUGUAAUAUCUAUUUAUAUUUUAUAUGUAUGAAUAUAAAAACUCAAUAAUAUUAGGUUAUAUAAGUAUGAAGUGCCUUAAAACUAGCCCCAUGUUGGAGCUACAAACAAAUAAAUAAGACUCAAUUUUUUAUAAUUUAUAA
Bactrocera oleae (olive fruit fly) is the source of this 2083-nucleotide messenger RNA. RefSeq names its product serine protease grass. Gene Ontology annotation, biological process: proteolysis. The record is from RefSeq and is a predicted model, not a curated record. Gene Ontology annotation, molecular function: serine-type endopeptidase activity. Lineage: Eukaryota; Metazoa; Arthropoda; Insecta; Diptera; Tephritidae.